Messenger RNA from Pelobates fuscus (common spadefoot toad), 1945 nucleotides. It is a transcript of the gene HHLA1, whose product is annotated as HHLA1 neighbor of OC90. The transcript has 14 exons. The record is from RefSeq and is a predicted model, not a curated record. NCBI's taxonomy places the organism in Eukaryota, Metazoa, Chordata, Amphibia, Anura, Pelobatidae. Bases 93 to 1898 code for a protein of 601 amino acids.
CUGAGUCUGUCUGAUUACAUUCGUUUAUAUGAAUAGAAGUCACCUUCAAAUCAAAGCACAAAGAAUUCAGCAUCCUUAACGGAUGACUCAAGAUGCCAUAUUCCUCACUGAAUGCUUCCAUGAGGCUGGUGACCAUACUGAUAUGGUUUCAUCUAAUCUGGAACACAGGAUUAAGUUCUUCGGAAAAUAAACACAGAGAAAAGAGAGUGGCGAUACUGGGUACAACAGAAAUUCCUGCUGCUUCCGUUGAUCUUUCUCAGUUCAAUUUCACUGAUCUGGUAAAUGGAAUGCUCAGAAAAGCAGUGAAAGGAGCCAAAAAUGUCUUCUCGUUUUUGAGUGUGACGUCAUACAGCUCCAUGGCAUUCCACAAAGUCUCAAUCCUAAUUUAUAAUAUUUCAAACAUAAAAUAUGUAGACUAUCAAAAAUUUCCCAUGAGAUACUGUUACUGUUUAAACAAUCGAACUAAUGACUUGGCAGAUUACACAGUAUUACUGCUUGACAUCAUUGGCAAUUCUACCAGCUCUCUAAAGGAACUUUUUAAGUCCACUUCGAUUGUAUCAGUAAGUCAGAGUAAUGAAUCAGACUGCAUCUAUCUCUGUGUUAUGACAGGCAGAACAGGAAGAAAUCUGUCAGACUUAUGGGAUGUAACGCAGAAGGCCCCGGUCGUAAAUUUCACCUUCCCAAAAAACGAUUCUACCAUUUUGGAUUUUGACUUAAUUCUGCCAAACUUAAUAAUGUCAGCGGAAGAUACAAAUGUUAUAAUGGACAUCCCAAAAGAAUUAUGGACAUUAAAGACAUUCACAAAAACAUAUCUUGAAUCAGUUGCUGCCACUGGCCAAAAAAUAUCUCCAACAAUAACAUCUGCAUGGAGCCCUACUGUUUCUACAAAAGGUCAGGGCAUGUCCUUCACUGCUUUACCAGCAAAUCCAAGUGAAAUGUUCUCAAAAAAAACAGUUACUCGUGAAGCUCCAUUGACUCAAGUUCCUCUAUCAAAAGGUCAGAGCGUUUGGCUUACCAGGCUACCUUCUUGGUUGCUUGGCGUUUCUUCAAAUGCGAUUGACAGUAUACCAUCUAAAACAGAUCACUUGGUUGGAAGUCUGGUACCCCAAAAACAACAGGAGUCUUCUGGAAAGUUUUCUUCGUUUGAGCAAAAUGCUUUAAAAGAUCACAGUAUUUCAUUUUCAAGCCAUAAACCACAAGAAGUACCUUACUUAAACCUACCAAAACGGACAACGAUUGCUGCUUUGGAAUUGCUGGAAAGACCUUAUUCAGUUAUGCCUUUAUGGACACAUGUUGGUUCAAAAGUUGAUGAGAUUCACACUCCUAAACAAUCAUCUAGAGUACUUUAUGAUGCUUUACUGACGCAACCUGUCCAUUUGUCAAGGACAACAGAAAUAAAUAAAAAUAAUAUUGUGUCAAGGACUCCUGAUAUUUUAAACACUGUUGUUUCUACUUUGGUUAAAACGACAGAACCAAUAAAACAGGACAUAUCUGCUGUAAAAAUGUCACAGAGGGAAGAAAUUGUUGUUGAUGGACAAAAUCUCUCUACAAAAAGACCUCCAUUACCCCAGUCUACAAUAUACAAAGAACAUACAACAUCUUCAAAGACAUUUACCUCUCUAGGAUGUCUGCAGGCAAAACUAGCAUCGACGUCCCCAUCAAUUACACUUGUCUUUCAGAAUAUUAAGCCGUGUGUGAUGGAACUCUGUAGAUUUUAUCAGCAAUGCCUUUGCCUUAGCCAAGAACAAUAUUCAAGACACAAGAUUCAAAGGCACUGUAUUCAGUACUAUUCCUGGUAUCUGAAAAAUGCAACGUUCAUCUGUGAAACAGUUAAAAGAAAUUCACAAACACGCACAUUAAGGCAAAAAUGCCUUUUAAACAUCUGCAAAUCAAUCUAAAUCCCCGUGGAACUGUCUGGAUAUCACAUUACUUGAAAAUAUUUUAA